This is a messenger RNA of Iphiclides podalirius (scarce swallowtail), 405 nucleotides long. The record is from the annotation of a GenBank genome assembly. Lineage: Eukaryota; Metazoa; Arthropoda; Insecta; Lepidoptera; Papilionidae.
AUGCAGGCAUUCCGCGCUAAUGGUGCACCGGUGUGGCAACAUUGUAGGUCGGUGGCGGCCGGGGCGGCGCGUGCUGGCGGCAGGUGCGCCCGCGCAGCCGGCAUCCCCCACGCCCGUCCAAAUCGCCUCACGUUCACAUCUCCCCUCACCGAAAGCGCUGGAUUGUCACGGAUUAAGCCCCGGGACAUAGUCCGCUCAUUCACAAGCCGCUCCAUUCAUGCUCCCGGCCGCGAUGCAACGGCCGUGCUGAUCUCGCCCCUAGCCCGUCGCGAGAAGGCUCACAGUCGCCCGCCAGUUGGCACGGGGCGAGGGGAGGGAUGUGGAUCGAGGAUAUCGCGGGGUCAACGCGGAUUGCAGCCGCCCGAUAAACCACCGCGGCGUCAAUCGAGCGAGCCACCAGCGCUG